AUGGAAGACCCAACGACGUCUAUUCUGGGUAAUCAGGCCGGCAGAAGCGAGCCCAAUUUCAGACAUGAUUUCACCGAUCUUCUAACCAACACUAUUCUUUUGUCUGGUCCUCCUGGUUGUGGAAAAACUGCUGCUGUUUAUGCGUGUGCUGAAGAACUAGGGUACGAGGUUUUCGAGGUAUACCCUGGCAUUGGUAGAAGGAAUGGCGCAAGUCUCGACAGUCUCAUCGGAGAUGUGGGUAAGAACCACCUUAUUCAAAAGUCCUCGAAUGACGAAGGACGCAUUUUCCACUCUCUUUAGUCAGGCGAAGAAGCGAUCUCACCACGAUGUAAUAAAGCACGUGGGCACUGAAGACCACCCCAUCGAUAUC
Messenger RNA from Serpula lacrymans var. lacrymans S7.9, 370 nucleotides. RefSeq lists its product as uncharacterized. Gene Ontology annotation, molecular function: ATP hydrolysis activity; ATP binding; DNA binding. The transcript has 2 exons. Lineage: Eukaryota; Fungi; Basidiomycota; Agaricomycetes; Boletales; Serpulaceae. Gene Ontology annotation, cellular component: nucleus. The coding region runs from base 1 to 300 and encodes 99 amino acids. The record is from RefSeq and is a predicted model, not a curated record.